Chlamydomonas reinhardtii is the source of this 11971-nucleotide messenger RNA. RefSeq lists its product as uncharacterized. The transcript is spliced from 5 exons. The coding region runs from base 221 to 9877 and encodes 3218 amino acids. NCBI's taxonomy places the organism in Eukaryota, Viridiplantae, Chlorophyta, Chlorophyceae, Chlamydomonadales, Chlamydomonadaceae. The record is from RefSeq and is a predicted model, not a curated record.
GCUGGGCGCAAGAGGCUCUGCGCGGAGCAGCAGGAUUCAGCAGCGCCCACGAAUGAGCACGCGACCUUAGUCUUUGUCCCUUUCUAGACCCUACAGAGAGCUAGCGUGCUGGGAAAUCGCAAAAUCUUCUUACAGGCCCGCUCAUAAUUCAAACCCGCGCGGGGCGCGGGGUGGGCUUUCCGCGCCCGUGCGCUGCUCCGGCCGCAGCCGCUAGUGCGCAAUGGUUGCUGCAACGCAUCACGACAGCUUGCAGCGCGCCGUCCUGUCUGCAGCAGCCUGCCUUACGUUGCUGUUGGUGUUGCCCCUCACUUCGCCUUUUGGUGUCGGCGCUACCGCGGCGUCCUCUGUGGCGCAGCAGCAGCCCCAAUGCCAGCAGCAGGAGCGAUUUGAUUUUGAGGAGCAUACGCUGCAGGCUUUCGCAGCGCCAGCCGUGAGCACCCGCGCCGGCCCGGUCAGCCCAGCUGGUUCCGACCCUCCCGCGCCGUCCGAUUCGAAGCAGCCGCAGCCGCAUUCGCAUUCGCAUCUGCAUGCUGAGCAACAGCAGCACCACCACCAGCUGCGGCUGCGCGCGGCGGUAGCGGACCUGGUCGCGGCGUUCUCCGCGGCCGCUCAUGCCACACCCGCCGUGGCGGCAGCAGCAGCCCCCACCACGCACUCCAACAAUGAACAGGCGCUGUGGGUGCUGGCGGCGGCGCUUGCGAGCAUUGCGGUUCUGGCAGUACUCAUGCUGGCGGCAGUGACAGUGCUGGCGCUGGUGCUGCUGCUACGUGAGCGGCGUGGCACCAGCAGCGCUGGCGGGGGCGCCACGCCGGUCGCCACCACCUGUUUCACCGCCGCCGCUGAACGGAGGAAGCUGUUGCUCCGGCGGCGGGUGGCGGCGCGGCAGCAGCAGCGACUUGUGCAGCGGCCGCUGGAGGCACAGGAGCGGCAGCCGUCACCACCGCCGUCAAUGACUCCAGCAUCUGGCGUGCCCGGAGCCCCCGCAUCGCCAACUCUGCCCACCGCGCACGCCCUCGCCCCAGCAACCGCAGUCGCCGCUGCUGACGCUGCCCCAUCGGCUGCCGCGGCGGCGGCACUCGACGGCAUCGCCACCACUGCAUCCCCUGCACCCACCGCCGCCGCCAGCACCCUGCAGCCCGUGGAGGCGACGGCGCCGCAGCAGCUGCCCCUGCCGCCGCCCGCCGCCGCCCCGGCCGCCGCCCUGGCCCCUGCUGCCUCCUCCCCGACCAGCAGGGCGCCGGGUAUGCCUGUUAUGGCUCCAGGCCCCGCGACCCACAUCGCCUCCUCCUCUGCAGCCUCCCUUGCGGCCACGAACUCCUCAGCCACCGUCGGUUGGCAUCCACCACCAAUGACCACUGGCAGGGACCCCGCCGCCACCCCAGCCACCUGCGCCACUCCCGCCGCCUCCGCCACCCCCGCCGCCUUCGCUGCGGCUCACCGCCCUCCGCGGCGGCGCCGCAGCCUGACCAGUGCCGUCAUCAGCACCCUCAGCACCAUCAACAGCCUAAGCAACGCGACCAGCAUCAGCACCACGGCCGGCAGUAGCAGCAGCGCUGGCGCGCCGCCGCCUCAUCUGCUACUGCCGCCUCGCAUGGUGAGCGAGGGCGGCGCCGCCGUUUUCCGCACCCUCCGCCUUCUGGACCCUCCCUCUCCAGACAGGGCUCCACAACCCGCCGCCCCAGCGUCGCCCUCUGGCAGUAGCGGUGUUGCGGGCGGGCGGGAAGGUGGCGUGGCGGCGGCGGUGGUGGCGGCGGCGGUGGCGGCGGCGGCAGCGGCGGCGGUGGGAGCUGAGGCGCAAGCGCAAACGCACACGCACACGCCGCUGCAGCAGGAGCCCCAACGCCUGGUUGCGUUCGGCAGCGGAGCCGACGACUCGCCGGCCCCCGGGACUGCAGGUUUCCUCUCUGCGGCCACUGGCGCUGGCGACAACGCAGGUGUGGCCACCGGCAACGACUCGAGCGGCGAUGACAGCCGGUCAGCCCCCUCCCCGCAGCGCUCGCCGCUGCCUGACCCGUGGUGGACCGAGUCGCCCACUCGUGCGCAGCCCUCGCCGCUGCAACUGCAGCAGCCGUCCAUCGGACCGGAACGACCAUCAGCGGAGCAGCAGUUACAGCCGCAACCGCACCAGCAGCACCCCGCUCCAUCCGCGAAUGGCCGUUUCGUCUUCCGCGCGGCCUCUGAGGACGGCCGCCGUGCCUUCUCCUUCCUGCCGCCAGUAGGCGCCAGCACCGCGGUCCUGGGUCUCGCAUCCAGCCGUUGCUACGGCAGCCCCACGCCCGGUGGCGGCGGCGCCGCCUCCCACCCGCCCGCCAGCACCCCGCGCGGCAUGAGCGCGCGCAUCCCGCAGCACGUGCCGCAGUCGCAGCCGCCGCCGGCCCGACUGCACCCGCUGCCGCACCUGACGCUGAGCCGUUCCGAGUACCAAGUAGCCCAACUGCGGCAGCAGCAGUUGCAGCGGGUGCGCCAGGCGCGGCUGCUACAGCGCCUGGGCAGUAGCGGCCCCAUAAACUUCGGCGGCGCCGGCAGUAGCACUGGCGGCGGCGGCGCACUGGCGCUGCCGUCACUGACGUCAACACCGGCGGGAGCGGGAGCGGCUGCCUUCGCCAUGCCGCGAGCGCUGUCUUCAGCCGGCGGCGGCGCGGCUCUGCCCCUGGGACUGCCCAUGCCGGGCUCAGGGUCUGCUAGGUGUGUGGCGGCGGCACCGAUGUCGCGGCCUGCCGGUCCCACGCCUCGCCGCGCGCUCUUCCAAGCGGCGGUGGUGCCGGCGCCGGAGGCGGCCGGCGGCACCGGCACCGCGCUGCCGCUUCUGGCGCCCUCGCCCACACAGCCGCUUCAGCCGCUGGAGGGCGUGCGGCUGCUGCCGGCGCGGUCAGGCUCGGGGGGUGCCCUGGCCGCCGGCGGGGGCCACGUCAGCGGCAGCGGCAGCAGCGGCAACCACGGCGGCGGUGGCACCCAUGGUGGAGGUGGGGGUGGCGGCCUGCUGUGUGGUCUGCGGGGUUGCGGUGUGGCGCUGCUGCCGGGCCGCCAGCGGAGCGCCAUCCCGGCCACCAUACCCGAGGAAGUGGAGGACAGCGCCAGCGCCGUCACUGGGGCGGAGCUGUCAGGGGCGGAGCUGUCACCUAGCCCCUCCGCCAUCACCGCGCCCUACCGCAGCAGCCCCUGGUGCCCCGGCGCCCCCGCCUCCCCGCCGCACCCUCUGCUCCCCGCCUCCACCUCCUCCGGCGCGCCUGCUGCCUUGGACACCGCCGAGCUGCUACAGCCGGCGGAGCCUGUUCAGGAGCCCCAGCCAGAGCAGCAGUACGACGGCCCGUCCCACCAGGCGCCUGAUCAGGCUCAGGAGCUGCUGAGCAGCCACGACGACCUGUCCUCCGUCUUCAGCACCCAAGGCGCAUGGGCGGGCUGCAGUGGUGCCUACGCCACAGACGCCUCAACUGUCAUGCCGUCAGCUGCGUCGCCGGCUGCUGCGUCGGGCGGCGAGCGCGGCCGUGGUCAUGGUCAUGGUCAUGGUCAUGCGGCUCAUCCGGGUAGCAUGACGCUGCAGGAUGACCCGCACCGUCACUUUCAGCAGCAGGAGCAGCAGCAGGAGCAGGAGCUGCCCUGCCGCGGAUGGAGCGCGUUCGGUGACGUCUUCACAACCGCGGGCGCCAUGGCGGCUGGGCACGGCGGCGGCAGUGGCGCCCGUGGCGGCAGCAGCGGCCGCAACAACGGCGGCGCCAGCAGCGCGGCAGGUGGCGCCGCUUGCAACUCCGCCGCCGCCGUAGGCGCCGCCGCCGCCGCCGCUGCCGCCGCCGCCGCCGCCGCCGCCGCCGCCGCCGCCGACGACGACGACGACGACGAUGGCGGCGCUCAAGCGAUUGAGGAUGUUCACGGCGGCAGCCCGCCACCGCCGCCAACGGGCACCGCCGCUGGCAGCUGUUCCGAUGACUUCGUCAGCCCCUGGUCCAGUCAUGCAGCGCCGACGCUGCCGCCGGGAUUCUAUUACUCCGGCAGCGCCGUUGCCGGCGGAAGCCCGUACGCGGGCGCGCGUGGAGCAGGUGGUCACCCAGCAGGCACUGUCGACACGCUGCCGCACAACGCAACUGCCGCGGCGGCCGCCGCCGCCGCCGCAGCUACCCUGGCUGCAGACCCGUACUGCGCGCCCUUCUAUUCCGUCGCCUCCGCCUGUGGCCUGGACCCAUACGCGGUCGCGGAUGCCAUUGCUGCCGACGCCGACUAUGACGGCAAUACAUUUGGCGCCGGCGGCGACGGCAAUGCUGAUGACGAUGGUGGCGGCGGCGGCGGCGGGCCCCUGGACCUGCCGGUGCCGCCGCCAGCGCCGGUGCUGCGCAGCUGCACCACAAACGCCGACGCCUUCAGUCAGCAGCUUGCUGACGUGUUCCUGUCAGCUGCUGACGUGGGCGGUCUCGGAAGCCUGGCAGGCGGAUCCAUGAUCCUGGACCCAGAGGUGGAUCACGUGCUACCGCCGCUGCCGGAUCCAAUGGUGGCGGCGGCGCCCCCGCCACUGCCACUCGGCCUCUGCUAUGCUGGUGGCAUGGGUGUCAGUGGCUACGCCGAGGCAGCUGGCAUGUACGGCGGCACAGCGGCUGAUGGUUGCGAGUCACCGCCGCCCUACCUGCCGCUGCCCACGCCGCCGACGCUGCCGCGCCGCGCGCCGUCACUGGCUGAGUUUCCAGGCCUGCCGCCGCGCCGCGGUAGCAGCGUCGGCCGCUACCACCGGCGCACACCAGCAUCAGCAGCUGGCUCGCGCCGCCACUCCGGCGACCGCGGCAGCAGCAGUGCCGGCAGCGGCCAGCGCCACAGCAACGACGGCACCUACUACACAGGCGGCAGUAGCGUGGUCGUCAGUGGCGGUGGCGGCGGCGGCGGCGGCGGCGGCGGCGGCGGCGGCGGACUCAGCCGCUCCGGCUUCGGGGGCAGCAGCGGCUCACCCUCACGUGUGGCACGACAGCUGUUUCCACCCAAUGAGGUUCAACAGGCACUCCACGCCCCGCAUGCCGCUGCCACUGCCACUGCUGCAGCUGCUGGUCCGCACGGCGGCCACAUGGCCUUCAGCGGCAUCCUGGGCGGCGGCGCUGCUGCCGCUGCUCCGGCUGCUGCUGCUGUAGCCGAGCCUGGAGGCGGCAGUAGCACGCCCCGCCGCCGGAACUACAGCCCCGCCGCCGAGUCGGAUUCUGACGUGGAGCUGCUGCAACUCGCGCCCAGCCGCACAGCCUCGCCCACCGAGGCUGUAGCCCGCUCGGUGCUACGGUCACCCUCGCCGUUGCGCCCGCCGCCACCGUCGCAGCAGCGCCCCUCCGCCGCGCCGCACCCGUCGCCGCUGCCCUUCCGCCGGGCAUCUUCACCCGCCGCUGCGUCAGUUGUCUCCGUGAGUGCCACAGGCGACGGUGCCGCGAACACCUGCUUCACGUCUCCGCCCCCGGCAGCGCUGCCGCCGCGGAGCCCUUCCCGCCGCUCAUCUGAGGUUUUGCCGCCGCUGCCGCCUGUUGCCCCCAGUGGCCACGGCGGUGGCAGAACGCCACGCGGCAGCCGGCCGCUCCCGGCACUGGCAGCAGCAGCAGCGGCCGCUGCGCGGCUGCAGGCCAGCAGCAACAACGGCAGCGCACGGCGCCUGGUGAGCGGCGGCGCAGCCGUCGGCGGUGGUGGCAGUAUCAGUGACGGUAGCGGCAGCGGCAGUGACGGCGGCCACCGCGGUGGCUGCGGCGGUGGCGGUGGCGGCAGUGGAAGCGCCUACCUCCGCCGCAGUGGCUCCUUCUUGGGUGGUCAGGCGAGCCAGCGGCAGCGUCUGUCUACGAGCGCGCCCGCCGGAACUUCGCCCGCCGCAGCCGCAACAGCGGCGCCUGCAGCAAUCGGCGCACCCGCCACCGGGGCCGCUGGCACAUCCAUCAUCGCACACAUUGGCUACUGCCUGUAUGCACCUCCGGCGGAGUCGGAGCAGCAGCAUCACCAGCGGCAUUCGCGGACGAUACGGCGUCUACCGUGGGAUUUGCCGCUGCUCCCACCCGCCCCGCCGCAGUCUCCCACAUCCCCACAGCGCCAGCAGCAUCAGCAUCAGCAUCAGCACCAUCACCAGUGUCAGCCGCAGCUCACGGACAAUGGCACGUCAGCUGGAACCGGCAGUCCAGGCAGCUCUCCGCGCAGCCCCCACGGCCCCCACAGCCCGCAUGAGGGGGAUCACCAGCUCUGCCUGUCGGACCUGCAAGCCACUGCCGCGCUGCCAGCGGCGCUGCUCGCCGCGCCCGACCACAACACCGCCGCCCGCUCCGACCUGACCCGCUUCGGCCUGUCGCCCUCCGCCGCGGCCGCCAGUAGCACCGCUGCGGGCGCUGCGGUGGGGGUGCCCCUGCUGCCCAGCAGCAGGUCCGUCAUCGCAGGGGCAGCAGUACCGCCGCCGCCUCGGUCUGCGUCGCUGUCGCUGCCGCUGUCGCCGUCGCUUAUUAGCCUGCCUGGCCACCUAGGGCUGCAACGCACAACUUCCAGCAGCUCCAGCAGCAGCGUCACGGGCGUGGCGGCGUCCACCAGCAACGCCUCCGCCACCCAAGGCCGCAUGCCCCGCCGAAACAGCACCGCUAGCGGCACCAGCCGCGGCUCACUCCUGGGCAAGGGCCACGGCAGCAGCAAGCUCCGCCGCAAGCUUGGCUCGCCUUCCAUGUCAGGGUCCGGAGGCGUGAAGGAGCGGGUGCCUUCCUCAUCAGGAGGCAAGGGCUCGCCUCGCAAGGCUGCUGCUGCGCCUGCCACCUCCACCAACACCACAACAACCGCCGGGUCUGCUGCUACAACCGGUGGUGGCGCGUCGGUGGCGGCAGCAGCAGCUGUGACGUGGCCGCACAGGCGGCACAGCCGACUGAUCCCGCACCUGACUGCCGUGCUACGCCCGCAGCCGCAUGUGCAGCACUACCCAUCACCACCAGCGGCGGCGGCGCAGCCGCCGCACGCUGACGGCUCAGAGGUGGCUGCUGCGCCCGGAUCCGGUGCUGCAGCUGUGCAGUCAUCAGUGGCGGUGGCGACAGCACAGCCCGCACCGCCGCCAUCAGUGCUGUACCGGUCGCACACCCGCACCCGCUACUUCAGUGUCAAGGUGCACGAUCACUCGGCCGGCGCCCGCGCCGCCGCGCCUCGCCUCGCCGCCGCCGCGCUGCGAGCCCUAGUGCAGCCCCACCUGCACCGCCACCCGCCACCUACGGCGCUCCGCGAGGCACCUGCUCCCGCCGCCACUGCCGCUGCUGACGGCCCCACAAGCCCUGCCACCCCUCCGCCAGCAGUGACGGCUGCGGGCCGCUCCAGCAGCCCUCAGCACAGCGCUCGGCUGGUUUUGAACCGGCGGAUGACCAGCAGCAGGGCAAUGGCGGCGGCGGCGGUGGCGGCGGCGGCAGCGGCUGAUCCAGUGAUGCCGCCGCAUCUGCAGUCCGGCACAAGAACGGCCCCUCCCAUUAGCAGCCGGCAGCCGGUGGCUGUGGCUGCUCUGAGGGGUAUGCAGCAGCCACGACACAACGCAGACAGCGGCGAAGGUGGCAGCAUUAGCAGCAGUGGCGGCCGUGGUGUGGUGCUGGCGUCCGCGCACCUCGCCACCGGCCCGGUCGCGGCCUCAGUGCUGGUGCUGCCGGGCUGUCUGCAGGUGCUGGCCUGGCGGCGCCACGUCAUGCCAUCGCCACCGACUGCGAGGACAGCACCGGCAGCGCCGGCAGCACCCGCGGCGGCGGCUGGUGGGGGCCGUACUGUGCCCGUCAGUCAGAAUGACUCCGGCGACGAUCGCCCGCAGCAGCAGCAGGAUGCUGACGAGGAGGAGCUAGCUAGCGGGCUUUUGGCCUCACUGAAGGCAGCACUCUCAACGGCCGCGAUCAGCAGUAGCAGCAGUGACACGCCUGCUUUUGCCGCGUUUGCGGCCGGCGCUGGCGCUGGUGUGGCCGGGGUCGCGGGCGCGGCCGACGGUACGAGUGACGUGGAUGCGGCGGAGGCAGCAGCUGCAUACUCCACACUUACCAAGCUGGUGGUGCACGACUGCAGUCUAGGUCGAGUGAGCGUGCACCGGCUACAGCCACCGCACCAGCUACAGCCGCUCCAACCGCCGCUUGUAGCACAGCCGUCCACCGCUUCCUCCUCCCCUUCGCUGCUGUCCUGGUGCUCGGAGGCGGCGGCCGUGUCUACGGCGGCGGCAGGAGCCGUCGGCGGCGGCCACGAAACAACUGCAGCAGUCGGCCCGGCGGUCGUGUUGCCUGAGGCCCUGCCGCACAUUCCACACGCGCUGUACGAGCAGCAGCAGUGGCAGACCGACGCGCCAGAUGGUUGUGGCUUCGCGUGGGUGGAGCCGGCGUGCUGGGCUGCUGGCGAGCCUGCAGAUCUGGUACUGCAACUGGGCAUGGAGGCAUUGGCGCCGCUGGUGGAGGCGGUGGUGCCUGACCGUGCCGGCAGUGACGGCAGCGGCGGCGGCUAUGGCGCCGGCGGCGCCGGCAGUACCGUCCGUGUACGCGUGGUGGCGACCGCCAACGCGCCGGAUGUACUUGCCACGCCCUCUGCGGCGGCGAUAGCUAAUUUGCAACAGCGGGAGGCGGCGGCGGUGGUGGUGGUGGCGGACGAAGAGGUGGAGGUGGCGAUGAGCGAUGGAUGCGCCAGGCUGCACGUGCCUGCCUCAGCUACCGCUUCUUGCGCCGCCGGCGGUGCCAUGCAAGUCUUUGCGCUCACUGCUUCUGGCGCCACCGCACCAGGCCAUUCCGCUGCUGGCAGCGAUGGCUUUAGUGCGGCCGCUGCCGCGACGGCGUGCGAGGCCGGGUUGCUGCUGGGCCGCGCCACCCUGUGGCUCGCUCCCGCUGCUGCUGCGGCGAACGCCGCCGACGCCAUCUCCUCCUCCUCCGGUCAGCUGGCGGCUGAGCUGGCGGGGCUGCAGCAGCGCUCCACCCAGUGCCUGCUGGCAGCCGAUGCAGCGGCUGCGUGCGGCGCAGCCGCGGACGCCGCUGCUGCCGGUUCCGACGCUGACGGCGCCGCAGCCAGCAGCAGAAGUGCCGCCGGUAGCGCCGCCGCGCGGUGCCGCGCAUGGCAGGGCCACGUGCAGCCGCUGCUGUCAGACCUGGACUUCGUGUCCGCAGUCAUGAGUCACUGGCAGCAGCAGCAGCCGCAGCGGGUGCGGGAGCCGGAGUGGGAGCCACUGCAGCGGCACGAGCAGGUGGAGGUGGAGGUGGGGAAGGAGGAGGAGGAGGUGCAGGUAUUCCGGGAGGCGGUGGAGGUGGCGGCGGAUCUGGUGGCGUUUGCAGACGCCCAGGGCUGUGACGCGCUGGCGGCGUUGGUGCGCGGCAUGGUGUCUGCGGCAGUGGCGGCAGCCGGCCAGGCCGCCGCCGCCGCCGUCGUGCCCGCCAGCCGCCGCAAUAGCCAUGGCCAUGACCAGCUAACGCAGCUGCCUGGUGGACCGGUCAUAACUACAGAAGCAGCAGCAGCAGCGUCCGCUGCUGGCUUUGCACAAGCGCCGCCGCUGCCGCAACUACAGCAGCAACCUCCCGCUGCCAUGCCGCCGCCGCUGGCAGCGCUGCUGCUGGCGCCGCAGCACCCCAAGUCUCUAUCGGUGGCGGCUGUUACCGGCAGCCUGCUUGCAGAGGUGGUGGCGGCGACGGCCGCUGCGGCGGCGCUGGAUGUGCGCGCGGCGCACGCGUGUGCCACAGCUGCUGUCGAGUGGGCGCCCUCGCUGCCGGCGCCGCGCGCCACGGCGUCGUUGAACGACGUGACGCCGCCGGUGCCUUGCUUCUUCCUACAGCCGGAUGGUGUUGGCAGUGGCGGCGGAAAUAGCAGUGGAGACAGUGGCCGCCGCAGCGGAGGCGAGGCUGCUGGCGGUGGCGGCGGUGGAGGUGUGCUGUCUGGGGGAUGCUGUCGCCACGUGUUUCUUGAGGAUUGCUGAUCCCGCCACUCGGCCCGCAAAGCAAAGAAAACAAGUAUCACUGGUUUUCAUACUAGGCAUUGGAAUGGCGGAGGUACGAACGAUGUACCACGCGUCCGUACGUACGCAGGUACGCGUGUCCGUGGCAGCCAGGUAGCUAGGCGUUCAUGUUCGGGGAUUGCCUUUGAACGGCUAUGGGAGCACGCAUGUAUGAUGCUGCCUGUCCGAAACGGGGAGGUCUGGCAUGCAUUCAUGGGGACGGGGUACCUAUGAAUCGAUGCAAGUGCGUCGACGGCCAAAUGAUGCGCACUGACAAGGGGCAGUGACCACAACUUGUGUGGCGUCAGUGGGCGUGUGGAGAAAGGAUCACGAGAAAGGGUGUUUAUGGAUCAUUACAAUGAUGGUGGUGGAGAGGUGCACUGGCCGGGGCCAUUGGACAGGCAGCCCAAGCGUGUCGGGUUUGGUUCCGGCGCCGAUCCAUGGAUGGCCGCCAUAUUGGAUGAGGCUGGGAGGAAUCACCAGAAGUGAUAUAUGAUGCCUGAAGAUUGGGGAUGGAAUGUGGUGGCUGAGAUGUGUUUGCACACAAUCGAAACGGAACACAAUCAGUUUGGCAAGACAUAGCCCGCUCCGACACGACGGCGCGUUACCCAAAUCGGCAAUACAUGUGUAGCCCAGCGCCCCAGCCCAGUGAGGUAGGCUGUAGUGCAGCUGCGUUUGAUCAACUCCUGGACGAGAUCCUGCGGAUCAGAAGAGUUCACAAUUAUGUGAGUCCCUGAGGUGGCUGGAUGUUGCUGAUGAAGGGAGCGGUUACAUCUGGAGCCAGUGGUGGUGGCAGUGGGGCUGGUUGAGCUGGAGGUGUAGGCGGGCAACUUGUGCGUCAUGAUGUGUGAGCACAUCAACGGACGCAUCCACGUCAGGUUCUGACUCUGAACGUGAACCUGACUCUGAACCUGACUCUGAACCCGACUCUGAACCUGUGGGCUUUGUUUUCGUCGGCCUCCCGACAUACCAGUAAUCGUCACGCGUUUGGGUGUAUUCGGGUAGCUUGUCCAUUUGCGUUGGCCCAAAGUGCAGAUGUAGGUCAGAACUAUGAUCCAUCAGGGUCAGAGUGCAGGGUCAGAGUUUAGGUUUGGGGUCGGCACCCGCGAGUGUGGGCGGCAUCACGUGCGAGGAUGCGGGCGGCCCGACGGCGCCAACGAACGCUGCGCGCGCUGUGCACGUUCAACAUACGGUACAUGAGAUGAAUAGUAGGGUAGUGCAUACGGUAAUAAGGAGUGAGCGGCGCUGGCAUGGUGGAGGUUUGAAGUGCUUCUUGCGGCAGGAUGUGGUGGGAUGCAGCCGCCCCAGAAUAACGUACGCAUGCAAGGAGCCUUGACUUAUUAGCCUUACAGGCUAGUAGCUGGGUACGUUACUAUGCUGAUGAAGUUGGAUGUUUAGUGCAAGCCUGCCCGCCUGCAAGCGGCAUUGCUGGCUGGCGGGACUGUCGCACUUGCGUUGCGGCGAUAGGCGCGCGUGGAAGGGCCGCCGUGCAUUGCGGCAGAUUGCAUUGGUUACAAGAGGGACCUGCUGACGCAGUUCACGAGCCAGUGACGUGGAGAACGAACACCCUGCUCUGGACCCCAGGGGCGUGCCGCCUGCAGCGCCGUCGGCCUACUGCGGCAGUGCAGUACGGUAUGCAUGUAGGAUAAGACAUUUACAGCAGCGGCAAAUAUGGUUGGCAUGCCGUACCCGGUAGCAGGGAGCUCAGUAAGGAUGCAAGCAUUGAUUUCUUUGACAGCACGCAGGCUACAUGCAUUGCCAGGAUGUAUGGCGAAGGCCACGUCAGGGGAACCCUGGGCCACGUCGAAUAGCAAGCCAGUCAAGGUAGCCUCGCGAUCAAUUGGAACUCGAGUUCAAGUUGACGGGUUGGGGGCCAGGUUGGGGGUGUGAUGCUGGCGAGCAGCAGGCAGCUGGUACCCUAGGGAGUUAGGCUUGCUUAGCUUUGCGUGCACGCACAUCCACCAAAACAUGUCUUGCUCCAUACGAACCAGUAAAGUCGGGGUUGGGCCCUGAUAGCAUGUGAUGGCUCGGCGUCUUCGGGAGCUGGGACUGUCCCCUCUGUAACAUCCGCAUCCA